This is a messenger RNA of Phacochoerus africanus (Common warthog), 1130 nucleotides long. Its product is annotated as mucosal pentraxin-like. The record is from RefSeq and is a predicted model, not a curated record. Gene Ontology annotation, biological process: innate immune response. Gene Ontology annotation, molecular function: complement component C1q complex binding. Lineage: Eukaryota; Metazoa; Chordata; Mammalia; Artiodactyla; Suidae. The transcript has 2 exons. The coding region runs from base 144 to 803 and encodes 219 amino acids.
UACCAUUUACAGCUUUGCCUUCUGUUGCUGGAACAGGCUGUGCCCCUAAAAACACAAUAUAAGAAGCCAAACAGUGAGCAUGUCUACAUUGCUGUGAUUGCUGCUCUUCCUCCCGAGACACCACAAGAUCCCAGGAGCACAGGAUGAAGAAGCUUCUUCUGAGUGUCCUUCUCCUGGCCUUUCUCUCAGAGGGGAUGACACAGAAAGACUUAAGAGGGAAGGUGUUCAUUUUCCCUGAAGAGUCGAACACAGCCCAUGUGUCCCUGGUCCCCAGGGUGAACAAGCCGCUGAAGAACUUCACGCUGUGCCUAAAAGCCUUCACAGACCUAACCCGCCCUUACAGCCUCUUCUCCUACAACACCAGGUCGACAGACAACGAGCUGCUCCUCUUCGUCAACAAAGUAGGGGAGUACAUACUGUAUGUUGGGGGCACUGGGGUCACUUUCAAGGUGCCCCCGUCCCCUGACACCCCUAUCCACCUGUGUGCCAGCUGGGAAUCUGCCUCUGGGAUUGCUGAACUCUGGGUGAACGGGAAGCCCGUGGGGAGGAAGGGCCUGAAGAGAGGGUAUACUGUGAAGGAGAAGGCGAGCAUCAUCCUGGGACAGGAGCAGGAUUCCUUUGGGGGAGGUUUUGAUGCCAAACAGUCCUUUGUUGGGGAGAUCUGGGAUGUGUCCCUGUGGAAUCGUGUGUUCCCCCUGAAGAACAUGUGUACCUCAUGUUACCCUGGCAACAUCUUGACUUGGCACGCCCUGACUUACAAAGCCAGGGGCUAUGUGGUGGUGAAGCCCAAGGUGUGGCCUUAAGCCUCACUCUCUUCAGGCAUGUGUUGUGUUCACUAAUGGCCACUCACACAUGCUCUUUGAAAUUAAAUAUGUUGAUUUAAUUUUUUUCUGGCUCUGUUAAGAGGGUGUAAACUACAUUGAAAACACACAAAGGACAGGAGUUCCCUGGUGGCUCAGUGAGUUAAGGACCUGGUGUUGGCACUGCUGUGGCACAGGCUGCUGCUAUGGCAGUGUGGGUUCCAUCCCUGGCCCCAGAACAUCCCCAUGCUGUGGAAGCAGCCAAAAAAACAAAACAACCCCCCUCAAUGGAUAGGUAGUCCUUUAAUAUACAUUCUUUGUGGUUUCAAA